Molecule: messenger RNA, 1632 nt
Organism: Chara braunii
Lineage: Eukaryota; Viridiplantae; Streptophyta; Charophyceae; Charales; Characeae
Source: the annotation of a GenBank genome assembly
GAACGGUUUCAGCUAAGUUUGUCCGCAGAUCUCACAUUUAGGAUUAAGUUUGAUAGUCGGAUUGUGAUCUCCGAGGGACUAGUCAGUCGUCGAGUGUGUUCGUGACCGAAGUCUUAGCUGAAGAAGAGACUAGGAGAUCUCCUUGUGUCUCCAGUAGAUAAGAACCCCGGAGAAUCGGUUGUAAUGUGCCCAGCUACCUAUUUCAAUGCCAUGAUGAGCACGUUUGUAUGCAAUCCGGGGUACCGUAUUGUCAGCUACAGUGAAGCACAGGUGUUGAAGGAGGUACGGGAGGACGCACAGCUACGGGGGAUUCAGAAAACAGUAAAUUGGGAUGCUAAGGGAACGUUCGGUGCUGCGUAUGUGAUUCCAAAGCAGAAGGAUCUGGGUCGUUUCAGACCGAUCUGUCCAUCGUUCAAAGAACCGAUGGUGAGAACUGCAAGAAUGAUGAGUAAAGCAUUGAAACCGAUGGUGAGAACUGCAAGAAUGAUGAGUAAAGCAUUGAAACCGAUGGUGAGAACUGCAAGAAUGAUGAGUAAAGCAUUGAAUUUCCUUCUGUACAAUCUGCCAAAGAGUUGGCACUUCAACCUUCGAGCUGUCUCAGACUUGACAGCGCAAAUUGAAAGAAUCAACAGUAGACUGAGUAAACUGCCCGGGGAACGUGAGGUAAAUUCCUACUCAUUUGACAUCAAGGAAAUGUUUUGUAAGUUACCUCACGAUGUCAUCCUGCAAGCUGUUGACUGGAUCAUUGACCACCAUAUGUCAAAGGGACACGAGUCGGUGCGAGUGAACACCCGUGGGAAAGGAGCGGCAUUUGGGGUUACGACAGGAUCUGACCAUUGGAAGAGGUUGAAUUUGGAAGAAGUGAAGAGCUUCGUGCAGUUGGAGAUUGAGCACACAUAUUUCUGCGGAACAGGGGUAUUACUGAGACAGGUGGUAGGUGUGCCAAUGGGCAAGAGUAUGAGCCCGCCGAUCGCCUGCAUCAUGUGCGCAUACUCUGAGUACCAGUUAACAUGCACCCUCGGACAAGCAUGUCGUUUCUUCGGUGCACUGCGUUUGAUUGAUGAUGUGCUGUUAAUCAUAUCCAGUCGGGAUGAGAGAACGAGGGCACUGAUCUUCGAGGCGUUGUCUAACUGUCACCCGGAGGGACUGGUCCUGAAAAGGACGGAUGACGGUUCAGGCACUUUGGAGUUUCUGGGUUGCCAGAUUCGGACAAGGCAAACUUAUCCGUAUGUAGGCUGCAUGCAGUUGUCACAGAAUGACGAUAGUAUUUGGACCCAAGACAAGCUACUAAUCCAGAAUGAUCAGUCUUUCCAUUCCUGGGGAAGCAAGAAGCACAAAAGCGCCGUGAUCGGCAGCCUUCUGCACCGUAUUAACCAGAAUACCUCCAUCCGGUCAGAGAUACCGGGGCGAGUGCUGGGACUGCAGCAGGAGUUGGUGAAGAAAGAUUUUCCAGUGAAAUUUGUGAACAGGGUAUUUCACAGAUUCGGYAGCAGACGUGAUGGGCUAUGGAGACGGACAAUUGAGUUUGUUUGUGACAAACAGUAGGACUAAGUACGCAAACAAGGGAACAGUGAACUUAGACUGUGUGUGCUUGCCUCAAGGAUUCGAACAGGGUUUCAGUAAGCCGGCAAG